Molecule: messenger RNA, 765 nt
Organism: Mizuhopecten yessoensis (Yesso scallop)
Lineage: Eukaryota; Metazoa; Mollusca; Bivalvia; Pectinida; Pectinidae
Product: cytochrome c oxidase assembly factor 5-like
Exons: 4
Coding region: 157-444 (95 amino acids)
Biological process (GO): mitochondrial respiratory chain complex IV assembly
Cellular component (GO): mitochondrion
Source: RefSeq, a predicted model, not a curated record
UCGGACUUUUAUAUUUGACUUCGAAAGAUUCCAAUCCUUCCGAAAAUAAAAAAUGGCAGCGCCCAGGUUCUAAGAAGCUGUUUAUGCACAAAACUAAUUCAGCAGAAUUUCCUGCCAGGAGCCCCUUGAUCUGUUUAACCCUGAUAUUCAUGAGCUAUGUGGCCAUUCGAUGACGAGGCGUCAAAACCAAAGAAGUCAUGUGAAACACAGCGACAGCAGCUACAAGACUGCCUACUGAUGAGUCCAUGUGUGAAUAGGGAUGGUAAUACACCAAAGCAGUGCCUCAAAAUGAAGGGCCACCCUAGUGUUCCAGAUGAGUGCUUUAGCCUUUGUCAUUCGUUUUUCCUCUGUAAACGAUCAAUGGUUGAUAUGAGAGCCAGAUUUCGUGGAAGAAGUGGAGUGGAUUAUGAUGCAAUACAUUAUGGACCCAAAAAAGACGAAUGACAGCAAAGACGAUCACUUGUUAUUUAUCCUAUGUACUUUUUGUGAGUCCUGCACUUGUAGAUGUGUCAAUUAUGUCCUAUAUAACUAAAUAGCGUAAAUGAAAAGUGAAAGAUUUAUCAAAUGUUCUUAUAGAAAUGUGACAAAUCUGCAUUAUAUAUGGAAACAGCUCAUUACUAUCUCUUUGUAUCAAUAAGGACACUAAAAAAGUGGUUCUUUGAAGCAGGAUUUUGUUUAUACAACUUAAUGGUGAAGAUGAGAGUUGGUUUUAAAACCUGUACGAAUCAUUGAUUAUGACUUUGUAAAUAAAAUCAUUUUGUGAUA